UAAAAUUAGGGCAUUUUGCUUCUUCGAGUAGCUUCUGAACCCUCUAAGCUCAGCUUCGCACUCCGCAGAGGGGAACAAGGAGAAGAAGGAGCAGCUGCUUCGCCGCACGACCCCAGUCUUCGAUUAAUCUCCGUCGUUAAACUUUUAUUCUCACGCUCAAUCUCAACCACACACACUCUCUCUCUGCGUUCCGAAUCGAGGUCGAUUUCACAAGAUGUCGGGCGGUUUCUUUCGGGGCACAUCUGCGGAUCAGGACACUCGGUUUUCGAAUAAACAAUUGAAGCUGCUGAAGUCGCAAAAGUUUGCCCCCGAAUUGGAGCACCUGGUGGACAUGACAAAGGUGAACAUGGAGGUGAUGAAGCCUUGGAUCACCAGAAGGGUGACUGAGCUUCUCGGGUUUGAAGAUGAAGUGCUUAUUAACUUUAUACACAGUCUGCUUGAUGCGAAGGAAGUGAAUGGGAAGGAAAUCCAGAUACAACUUACUGGGUUUAUGGAAAAAAACACUGGAAAGUUCAUGAAAGAGCUUUGGACGCUUCUUCUCAGUGCACAGAAAAAUGCCAGUGGUGUUCCUCAGCAGUUCUUGGAUGCCAAAGAAGAAGAACUCCGGAAGAAGAAGGUUGAAAAUGAUAAAAUAACUAGUGAAAUUCAGAGGAAAAGAGAGAAAGAAGAUAGAGAGUUCAUGGAAGUGAGGCUGAAAAAACUGGACGGUGGAUUUGAUGCGAAGGAUAAUGAUACUGCUUUGGACUCAACCACAGGGCACUAUGUUCAGGAUGGAAAAGAAAGUGACAAGAGGAAUGGUGUUAGAGGAAGGAGCAGGGUUUCUAGGUCCCCGCGCUCACCUGCUGUUUCUGUUUCGCCUAAUCGCAGAGGCUCGCCUUCAAGGUCAAUGAGUAAAUCAUUUUCAAAUUCACGAAGCUAUUCGGGUGGUAGACAUAGAUCGAGGAGUAUAUCCAGGUCUCCAGAAGCUAGAAGACGCUCCCCAUCUUCUGAUAGGAUUCGCCGUUCUCCACGACGACGAUCCAUUUCUCCUCGGAGGUAUUCACCUAGGCGAUCCCCUUACCGGAGGCCUCCAUAUUCAAGGAGAAGAUCUAGAUCCCGCUCAACUUAUAGAUCUCCUUCUCCUCUACGACGUAGAAUGCAUUCCCCCUACCGUCGUAGUUCCCCCUCUUACCGUCGACGCAGAUCACCUUCUCCUGUGAAAAGACGCAGAUCGCCUUCUCCAAUGCGUCGACGUAGAUCUCCUUCACCAAUCCGUCGACGUAGAUCACCUUCUCCAGUGCGUCGACGCAGAUCACCCUCUCCUGUAAGGCGGCAAAGGUCACCCUCUCCACUGCGACGUCGAUCUCCCAUCACGCGGUAUAGAUCUCCACCUGUGCGCCGAAUGCCUCCAACCCAUCUACGGUCUAGAUCAGGAUCUCCCAUGCAAUCCACUUCUCCCAUACGUCGAAGGGACGGGAGUCAAAGUCCACAACGCAGAUCUCCAUCUCCUCUGCGGCGUAGAUCACCUGGUUUUGUUAAGAGAAGAUCACCAAGUCCUUCUCCGAGGAGGUCUCCUCCAAAUGAAUGGAGUUCUCAGUCCCCAGCACGGCAUGUAUCUACAUCUCCAGUAAAGAGAACUUCGUCAAGACGUCAAAGAAGUCCUGUGCAGCCUUCUAGGGGGAGAGUCAGAACACCGGAAGAAUUGUCACCUGUGGCGCAUCAACACCCAAAAGAUAAGGAUCAUAAAGCUUCACGCACUAAAUCGCCGGACUCAGUUUCGUCAGGUGAGAAGUCUCCACCACGAUCAGUGUCUCCACAACCAAGGAGGAGGAAUAGCAGUGAAGACAGGAGUCCACCGAAGAGCCCGGUGAGGCAAAGAAGAGACAAGUUGACCCAUGAAAGAAGCUUGAGUCCUCCAAAGAGACCAAGAACCCAGAAACCUCGCCAUGAUAGCCCAGAGACAAGCGAAGAUGCAGAAGGAACAUACCAUUCUAGAGACAACAGAGAUCCUAAUUCAAAGUCAUCCGGAAAGAGAACAAAAUAUUUAUCCCCAGUUAGUAAGCGGAAAAACUCACCUGCAAAGUUUCAUGACGAGGAAGAUUUCUCUCCCGAAAUGGCAGCUGGUCGCGUUUCUUCUGGGUCUCGUCACUAUGAUAACACUGAUGGGAGUAGGAAAGGGCGAGAGAUUAAAGGUGAUAUUUCUUCUGGAAAAGGUGAUGAAUCUUAUGUGCGACCUAAAUCGCCAAGGAAUAAAGAAAGUUAUUCCAGUGAGAAGCCUCAUGAAUCUUAUGCUGUAGAUACUAAGAAGUCUGAUGACAAGGAUCAUUCUCUUUCAAACUAUGCAAAAAAUAGUGAUAGGCGCCACAAAUCAGAAGCAACUCGAGAUUUAGUUGGAAAAGUUGAUCGUGUCAAUCAUAGUGCUUCCUAUGAUUCUGUUUCUGAGGAAAGUGACAAACAUAGAAGGGAAGGAAAGGAAAAGAGAAAACAUAGAAAGUCAGAGAAAAAAGUUGUGUCAUCAGAUGAAGAUUAUAGUUCUGAUUCUGAAAUGGAGGACAGGAAAGAUGCUAAGAGGAGGAAAAAGGAGGAGAAGAAGCUGCGGAAGGAGGAGAAACGUCGAAGACGGGAAGAGAAAAGACGCCGGAGGGAAGAACGGCGGGCAGAGAAGCUGAAAAUGAAGGGUAAAACUGACUAUAGUUCAGACGAUGAGGAAGCUGAACGAAUGGAUCAUCGUCGUAGUGAUAAUGACGAGAUGUUGUCUGAACAAAAGAAGCUUGAGAUUGAGUUGCGGAAUAAGGCUCUUGAAUCUCUCAAAGCAAAGAAGGGCAUGAAUAACUGAAUACAUCACUUGAGUUUUGAUUUUAUUACUUCAAAAAACUUCUUGAGAAAUAUCUUGUUAUUUUUUAGCAGCUUAAAGAUUAAGGAACUUGGAUUUAGAAAUGCGUAUGCUUUUUUUCCUCUCUUUUUUUGUUGGUAAAUGUUUGAUGUAGUCUAUCUUUAAUGCUGGCAGCUGAAAUGGAUAAAUGACGAUUUCUGAGCAAAUCUGUUGAGUGCAACUCUGUGCAGACAUUGCCCUGUAUUUACUGGUAAUGUUUGUCUCCCCUUAGUUGGGAAUCUCACGUUUUUUGGGUGGUGUGCAUUUGGGUGCCUUGUCUCCUAUUUUUUUAA
Molecule: messenger RNA, 3144 nt
Organism: Arachis duranensis
Lineage: Eukaryota; Viridiplantae; Streptophyta; Magnoliopsida; Fabales; Fabaceae
Exons: 13
Coding region: 215-2815 (866 amino acids)
Biological process (GO): mRNA processing; regulation of mRNA splicing, via spliceosome
Cellular component (GO): spliceosomal complex
Molecular function (GO): RNA binding
Source: RefSeq, a predicted model, not a curated record